AUGAAUACAACACAAUCGAGCCAAGAUUCCGAUAACUCUUUAAAGAAGCAACUCAGUAUGGAAGAAGAUUAUGAAGAGUUUGCAGAAGAGGCACGCCAAGCUCAAUUAUAUGGCACUAUUCCACGUACUAUACCCAAUAAUGAUCCAUAUUCUCGAGUGCUGAAGAAAAACUCCAGCGGCAACAAAUCAGGCUCAAAAUCUAAAAGAAAAUCCAACAAGAAAAAUGAAGGCCCAUCUGCCGAUCAAGCUAAUUAUGCGAGCGAGAUAGAAAAUGACAAUACAUCAUUGGAUGACAAUUCAAGCCCUAGAGUAUUAAGCAGUCAACAUAACGUUGACAGUCAAGACAGAUUAUGGAGUGAAAUCGAUGUUUUAGACGACGUCAAACGCUUGGCGGCACAGACUAGCGCUGGUACCACCAACACUUUCCCAGGAGAACUAGAACCACAAUUAAUUCGUCUAAGAGAAGCGCAUACUAAUCUUUUAAAGACAAUGAGAGACCAUCAUAAUGAAUUGGUAGAGCGUGCAACACAAGCUGAACGUAGCAAUGGUAGUGCACCUGAAAAUGCAUCUCCUACUAUUACAGGGAUAGCUACUGGAGGUACAAGUGUUGUUCAUUCUGGAGCAGCAGCUGGCCCUGCUGUAACCGCCAGUGAGGACCGUUAUAUUGAAGAGCUCAUCAGUAUCAUUAGAGAACUCCGAGGUUAA
Molecule: messenger RNA, 705 nt
Organism: Henningerozyma blattae CBS 6284
Lineage: Eukaryota; Fungi; Ascomycota; Saccharomycetes; Saccharomycetales; Saccharomycetaceae
Product: DUF5315 domain-containing protein
Exons: 1
Coding region: 1-705 (234 amino acids)
Source: RefSeq, a predicted model, not a curated record